CGAACCUGCAGUUGCGUUCUUUUUCCUACCCAAGUAUCAGCCCCAUAUCUCCAUGUUUUCCAUAUCCGGGUUUUCUGAAGAACGAAUAACCCGACUAUUACGGUGAGCGGGCAAAGGAGCCGUUGUUGCCUAAGGAUAAGAUGAUGAACGAGAUGCCUUAUUCAGACCGGGAAAAUGACACGCUUCUCUAUAGGAGCACCAAAACGUGCCAAUCAGAUGUUCUUCCCUAGAAUAGACACAUCUGAACAACCGUGAUGCGAUGAAUCCGUUAUUGAAUCUAGGAGAUUCCUAACGAUCAACGGCUGUGAUUACGCCAAAUUCUCAACACAUAAAUAUAGGCGACUGGUGAAUAGGUACAGGACUUUAGAUUCAGUCUCGACUGUCGUCUUCCUGAAUGUACUUUGCGCCGGAGAGUCUCCGCUCGCCGCUCUCCGACAGCCUUGCCAUCACAGUACAGAACAGUACCUUGACGUCGAGACAGUUACGGUCUCUCCACGCUCAGAUCCUCACCAACGGCUUCCUCCGCUGCCGCCCAGCUCCCCUCCUCGCCGCCUUCAUCUCCUCUUGCUUCCGUUCUCACUGCCCCCACUAUGCCUCCUCCUUCCUGCGCAGUAUCCCCAACCCACCUCCUUCCCUAUGGAACUCCACCGUCCGCCUGUCCCUACGGUCCGAGAAGUUCCCGGCUUUCCUUGGCCUGUACGGUGGGAUGCUGCGUGACGGCGUCAAGCCCAGCAAGACUACCCUUUCCGCAAUCCUGCGUUCUUGCGCGGCCUACUCAGCCACCCGGCUGGGCGAGUCGUUCCAUUCCCAGGUCGUGAAGGUGGGUUUCGAGUUCGACGUGAUCCUGCAGACGGGUCUGCUCGACUUCUAUGCAAAGGCUGGGGAUUUGCCGUCCUCCAGGAAGGUGUUCAGUGGAAUGCCUGAGAGAGAUGUUGUUGCGGAUAAUGCAAUGAUUUCGGCUCUGAGCAAGAAUGGGUGCGUGGAAGAGGCCCGCAAGCUGUUCGAUGAGAUGCCACAGCGGAAUGCGGCUUCGUGGAACUUGAUGAUCACUUGCUACUGCAAGUUGGGUGAUAUUGAUUCCGCGAGGAGAAUGUUCAGUUUGAAUCCUGACAAGGAUACGAUUUCAUGGAAUGCGAUUAUUGAUGCGUACUUUAAAUUGCAUGAUCCUGCGGUAGCUUACGAGCUGUUCGUACGGAUGGGGCCUGCCAGGAAUUACGUCUCAUGGAAUACUAUGAUCUCGGGUUAUGUACGGUGUGAGGAAUAUGGGAAGGCAAUUUCGACAUUUCAAGAAAUGCAGGCUGCGAACGUUAGACCGACUGAAGUGACGAUGGUCAGCUUGUUAUCUGCUUGUGCCCAUCUCGGGGCGUUGGCAAUGGGUGAGUGGGUUCACAAUUACAUAACGAGGAAACGGCUGAAAGUUGAUUCAGUUUUAGGUAAUGCUCUAAUAGAUAUGUACUGCAAGUGUGGGAAUGUAGAGGCUGCCCUUGAGGUUUUCGACCAACUUGAGACAAGGAAUAUCUUCUGCUGGAAUUCGAUUAUAGUAGGACUAGGGAUGAACGGUUAUGGUGAGAGGGCUGUGGACUUCUUCACUAUGAUGACGGAGGAAGGAGUGAAGCCCGAUGGCGUCACCUUUGUUGGUCUCCUAAGUGGGUUUACCCACUCGGGUAUGGUCGCCGAAGGCAGAAGGUACUUCUCUCAGAUGACAGAGACUUACAGAAUUGAACCCGGGAUCGAGCACUAUGGGUGUAUGGUGGAUCUCCUUGGCCGAGCCGGCCUUCUGAAAGAGGCAAUUGAGCUUAUUCAGACAAUGCCCAUGAAGGCCAACCCACAAGUAUGGGGGAGUUUGUUCAGAUCGUGUCAGAUUCAUAAGGACACAGAGCUUGGCGAGAAAGUGGUCCGGCAACUCUUAGAAUUGGACCCUCGUGAUAGUGGAAACUACGUGUUCUUAUCAAACUUAUAUGCAUCUCUUAGUCGAUGGGAUGACGUGAGCUGUUUUCGGAAGUUGAUGAUAGAAAAAGGAGUUCGUAAGAUUCCUGGACGCAGUUCAAUUGAGGUGGAUAAUGUCAUGCACGAAUUUGUUGCAGGGGACACAACACACCCGCAAUUUGAGCAGAUCAACUUGUUUUUGGAUGAGGUCGCCAGGAAACUGAAGGAGCAUGGGCAUGAGCCUGAUAAAGCGUUGGUGCUGCACGAUAUAGAGGAUGAGGAGAAGGAUAGUGCUAUUAGAUAUCACAGUGAGAGGAUUGCAGUUGCUUUCGGGUUGAUGAGUUUGCCACCGGGAAAGACCAUUAGGGUAGUGAAGAACUUGAGGACUUGCAGCGAUUGCCACUCCGUUCUUAAGAUUAUUUCCAGUGUGUUUCAGCGGGAAAUUGUUGUGAGGGACAAGAAGAGGUUCCAUCACUUCAAGGAUGGGUACUGUUCAUGUAAGGAUUACUGGUGAAAGACAAACACAGUUUUGUGCCAUUUGAUGUCCCGAUCUCCAUUUUAAUGCGCCAUUCUUUGAUUUAGCGGCGCAAAAUCACUGGAUUCACCAAUUUAAAAUUUGUCCCAACAGUACUAAGUUGCAUAUCUGAAAAGGCCUUUAUUGGAACUUUCUCGUCAACAUAGUUAAAAACCUUCAUCUUCACUAUGAAUAGUUACAAGCAAAGCGAACAAAAGUAAUCUCUCAAUCGUAUGCUAUCAUCCACUCGACUUGUGUCAUCCCGCCAAACACUAUCUACUUCGGUACAUAACUCCUUGCUUGCUUUUCUCCUUAAUGCACAAUCAUUUAUCUGAAUAAGUAGAGGAAGAAGCAG
Punica granatum (pomegranate) is the source of this 2795-nucleotide messenger RNA. The record is from RefSeq and is a predicted model, not a curated record. NCBI's taxonomy places the organism in Eukaryota, Viridiplantae, Streptophyta, Magnoliopsida, Myrtales, Lythraceae.